CCAGCUCUCGCGAGACUUGCCUGGCGUCGGCGCGCGGGGCCUGGCCGUAAAGGAAGCUGGAGCUGCGGGUGGGGAACAUGUCGGAGUCCGACCUCGGCAGGAAGUGGGACCGGUGCAUGGCGGACACGCUCGUGAAGAUAGGUACUGGAUUUGGAUUAGGACUUAUUUUCUCCCUUACCUUCUUUAAAAGAAGAAUGUGGCCGUUAGCCUUCGGUUCUGGCAUGGGACUGGGGAUGGCCUACUCCAACUGCCAGCACGACUUCCAGGCUCCUUAUCUUCUACAUGGAAAAUAUGUCAAAGAGCAGGAGCAGUGAGUGACACCUGAGACAUCCCAGUGGGAGGAAGGAGAAAUCAUGUUUAUUCCUCAGGAAUACUGAAGUGCCCUGGAGUAAGCUGACGUUCUUCUGUAACAAUGUUAUCAGUAAUGCUUUCAGCUCCAGCACACUGUUUAUGUAUUUGAAACCAAGUCUGUUUCUUGUUUUGUAUUUUCUCUCUGGAAACUGCAAGGAGGAGGUCUUGAAGAAAUAAAUUAAAAAGAAAUAGGCCGCCCGGUGCAUUGCCUGCGUUUCUUUGCCUUUGGUCUCUGAGCAUGAGGAAGACUGAACUGCCCGCAGCAGCCACUGCGGGGUCCCCACCUCUCUUGAGAGCCUUCCUGAAACCACAGCUCUGCGCAGUUCCCCCCUCUCUCCCCUAAAGCUAACCCCUAAGGUUUUCAGAACUGCUUCC
Talpa occidentalis (Iberian mole) is the source of this 726-nucleotide messenger RNA. It is a transcript of the gene MICOS10, whose product is annotated as mitochondrial contact site and cristae organizing system subunit 10. Gene Ontology annotation, cellular component: mitochondrial inner membrane; mitochondrion; MICOS complex. The record is from RefSeq and is a predicted model, not a curated record. Bases 78 to 314 code for a protein of 78 amino acids. The transcript has 4 exons. NCBI's taxonomy places the organism in Eukaryota, Metazoa, Chordata, Mammalia, Eulipotyphla, Talpidae.